This is a messenger RNA of Suillus paluster, 1166 nucleotides long. RefSeq lists its product as uncharacterized. Bases 133 to 888 code for a protein of 251 amino acids. The transcript is spliced from 2 exons. The record is from RefSeq and is a predicted model, not a curated record. Lineage: Eukaryota; Fungi; Basidiomycota; Agaricomycetes; Boletales; Suillaceae.
AGAGAGAUAAAUGUUUGCUUGUGACAAAGGCUUUUGUCACUUCCAUUGUCACCUGCCGUCCGAUGCCGUAGCGGAGUUCCAACUCAGACGCGUUGGUGGCAACGCGUCUGGACGCGUCUACUUGCCGCACGGAUGGCGCGCACUCGAGUCGGUGGGAAGCGGAAAGGUCCCCGAGAUCCCACCAAAGAGGCUCGCAUUCAAGCCGCCAUCCAGGAUACCUUGACUGGUGUUCAUGGCAGUUUUCGCAGUGCUGCCAUAGCUCACAAUGUACCCCCACAGACUGUGCGAGAUCGUGCGGCAGGCAAACACCAUACUCGACGCUCAUUCCUCAACAAGAAAAAGUUGGACGAAGAAGCUCGUAUCGCACGCAUUCACAACAGCAUCACGAUGAGGACAUUUGAUAGUCCCUUCACAUCAUACAAACGGAAAGAAGAUCUCGAAGCACUUGCCGGAGCACUCGGACUCUCGAGAGACGGAAAAAUCGCUGAUCUUGCUGCACGGAUCAAAGCUCACUUGGAAGAUCCUGACACUCGCACAGCCCUUGCAGAUAAUCCUCGAUUUUCGGUGCUAUAUGGUUCAAAACGACGCACUGGCAGGCCUGUUGCCGUUGCCGUUGCCAACCCAACUUCGAAUGAAAACUCAACACCUUCAGCAAGUACUCCUCUCCCCACGGCAGCCAACAAUAUGUUCUACCCGCAGCCACCAUUUUUUCCGCAAAUGCAAGGAUCUCUCCCCAUUCCUUAUCCAAACCACCUACAUCAUGUUGGCCCCGCUGUACUCUCAACAACCGCUCCUGUCAUAUCUACAUCAUCACAGCCAUUGCUGUCUGGGCAUCCUAAUAGUCUCCCUUUUCAUUACUCCGGCAACUCGCAAUACAUAUUCAAUUAGAUUACUACAUACUAGCCACUGGUACACUCGUAUAUAUCUUCCUAAUAUCUAAUCCACAGCGUGUCCAGCGGACUGCGAAAUCGGACAGUGUGACUAUUCCGUGACUUUCCGUGACAUUUGCGUGACUGCACGAAAUGUGGGACUGCACGAGUGAGUGGUAACCAAUAGUAUUUGGCAACAUUCCGCAGGCGUUUAUGUCAAGAUCGGCGCCAGUAGUCUGACAUUAGUCAAUGAGAACUUCGGUUGCAGUAUCACGUAAGGGUGAGGGUGUAUGAACG